CUUGAGUAACAAGGUCAACAACCAUAAAUGUUGAAGAAGAACGAAAUUUUGUUGUAUCGUCGAAUAAGUUUCGGACAGUGAUGUGAUUCCAGUUAAAUAAAAUAUAAUGCAGUCAAGUAACCAAUGGUCCAUUUCAAUGUUUUUACCGACAUAAACGUCCAUUUAUCAGCCACUUAUUUUCAACUUAAAUAACAAAUUGGAAGAUGUAAAAUCAAAAAAAAUCAAAAUGUCAGGAUCAACAAACUGUUUCAAUGAAACCCCACCUAACUUAUCAAACACCAAUCAUCUCAUAGCGGAGUCCCAAAACUUUAAGAGUGUUCCAAACGAUGUGAAUGGUGAAUCCAAGCAUGAAAAUAACUUUCUUCCGAAUAACAAUGUUUGUGACAAUAUCGUGUCCUCUGCGUGCGUUAAAGAAGAUGUUUGUGCUAGUGGCAGUGAUGUAAAGAACGAUUUUUAUGCUGAGAUGGAUAUUGGGAAGGAAAGUGAUAAUUAUUCCAUUAAUCCAUCAGAAGACACGAGCUCGCCGAACGAUGCCGCGGACGGCGGCAGCAGCACCACGGACUCGCAGAGCGGCAACGCCGAGUUCGAGCAGCAGCAGCUCCCUCUGCCGGCCGCCGCCGCCGCCUUCGAUCCGUACCGCAUGGAGGACGACGAGGAGCUCGGCGGCGCGUCGGCCAGCAACGGCGCGGUGCGGCGCGGCUCCGGCAAGAAGGGCAGGAAGGUGGGGGGCGGGACGGGCGCGGGCCGCGGCAGGCCCAAGAAGGAGCACGUCGCCAUGUACCAGAGCCAGAUAAGCGGCGACAAGAACGCCAUCAAGAUCAGGAUCAAGAAGAGCGGCUUCACCACCCAAGCACAGACGACACCAAACAAAAAGAAAAGCGGCCGCCGGAAAAAGUUGAAGGUGAAUUCGGACACCGACACUUCAGAUUAUGAGCGAAAAGCUAAAAAAAGCCGAUCCAGCGCAUCUUCGACACCCAGUGGCGGAGGGGACAAUGACGUAUCCAGUACUCAGCAAGAGAACUUCGAGCCCUCGAAACAGAGCCCUUGGGGCGACCAGGUCCCGAUUCCGGUCCUGGAAAAUAUAUUUCGGUUCGCCUGCGGCACUGAAGGUUGCCUACCUACGCUAGUUCGACUGAGCAAAGUGAGCAGGUUGUGGAAAGACGUGGCUCAGAGGCCCAUACUGUGGCGGAAAGCCGAUCUGAACUACGUGAGGGAAAAAGAUCGGACGGAUUUGCGGCUGCAUUGGUUGAUAAUGAACCGACUGUCGCUGUGCCAAGAUCUGAAUCUCGGCGAGUGGAAGGUGCGCGAUAUACAGGCCGUGCUCGAAGCCCUGUCCGAACAUUGCCCGCAUUUGAAAGGCUUGAAUUUGACCGGCUGGAACUGCCUGAAUUCGGAUAAUUUGAAGUUUCUCAGCACGGAGUGCAAGCAGUUGGAGAGGCUGGAUCUUUCUUCAAUAAAUUCGACGUCUGCUAUAAACGCGGUUCCACUGGUGGCCUUAAGUCAAGCAAUGAACACACGCUUGACUCACUUGGUUCUUGCUCACAACAAAAUGGCAGGGUUUACGCAGAUAGUAUCCGCAAUAGCUACCCACUGUCCGAACUUGCAGCUCUUAGAUAUAUCGAACAUACGCACAUUCGCUCACAACACGGCCCUUUUGCACGUGGAAAAAUUGCAGAUCGGAUGUCCCAAGUUGCGUGUGCUACGCAUUACUAAUAGUCAAAUAUGGCUGGCGCCAACAACCUUGUCUGAACAAGUUGCGUCGCCUGGGUUUCCCUGCUUGGAGGAGCUGUCAUUGGCCGGAAAUGACGACAAAACGACAACUUCCCGUUCCAUGGACGACGACGGUAUCGAGAGGCUGUUGAAAAAUAGUACAAAAUUGCGUCUUUUGGACGUUAGAGGGUGCACCAAACUGACCGAUUCAGGGCUUGUCAGAGUGCCGGCUUGGGACCUGGAACAUCUGUUUCUCAGCGCAUGUUAUAUAACAAGAUUGCAAAAUUCUGGUUUGGAAUUGAUCAUCCAGAAAUGGGGCCACAGUUUGUUGGAGGUCGACCUGGCCUGGUCCACGGCUACCAAAUCGCUGGACGCAGCGGUUUUCGCACUUGCAGAAAAAGGUUCCGAAUCUAAACUAAGAACGAUAAAUUUGUGCGGAUCUUCCGUAUCGUUGGAGCCGGUGAAGGCGGUGCUGCUGAAGUGCCCCCGCUUGCAUUCCAUAAACCUGCAGUCGUGCAGGGGGUUACCGCGCGGCAUAAAGCGCCUCUACACUGGCGCGGCGGUGGCCAAGCUCAGAGACAGCCUGCUCGACAAACCAAAGACUGACGCGUCGGCGUCGGCGGGCGCCGAGACGCCGCCGCGCGGCAACGGCGCCGACGCGACGCCUUCCUCUCAGAACGCCAGCGACUAACCGGACAAAACGUCAAACUUACGUGCGUUUUGUCGCGAGGGUUCUUCCGAGGUUUACACUCCACCGCAUAAACGUUUUUAGUGGACUAAGUAACCAAAAGAGCCAAAUUUAAGUUGUG
Messenger RNA from Brassicogethes aeneus, 2519 nucleotides. The record is from the annotation of a GenBank genome assembly. Lineage: Eukaryota; Metazoa; Arthropoda; Insecta; Coleoptera; Nitidulidae.